Messenger RNA from Schizosaccharomyces japonicus yFS275, 5114 nucleotides. Its product is annotated as DUF1720 domain-containing protein. The transcript has a single exon. The coding region runs from base 124 to 5070 and encodes 1648 amino acids. The record is from RefSeq and is a predicted model, not a curated record. Lineage: Eukaryota; Fungi; Ascomycota; Schizosaccharomycetes; Schizosaccharomycetales; Schizosaccharomycetaceae. Gene Ontology annotation, cellular component: plasma membrane; actin cortical patch; endosome membrane. Gene Ontology annotation, molecular function: actin binding; calcium ion binding.
CCUGUCCGUUCUCUCCCUUUCCCAUCCACCACAAAACCAUAGCAACAGCUAAUUUGUAUAGAACAGCAUCCGUUGAACGAUAGACGCCUUUAGUAUUCCUUACUUUGAUUUCAAAUUGAACAAAUGAAUGGCUCAAUGUAUGGAUACGGCGGCAACGGGAUGAACCAACAAAACAUGAUGGGUUCUUACGGGAUGCCUUCAACAAACCCGGCGAGCUAUACAGGAACGCCAGGAAUGGGUUACCAAGACCCAAUGACCGGCAUGUACGGCCAGGUACCGCAGCAACAGCAGCAGCAACAGUAUCAACAGAUGCCUGCGACCGGUGCUCCAACUUACACCGAUGCCAGUUACGGAAUGAUGGCGAAUAAUGACCCUUUCUCUUACAGCAAUCCCGGCAGUGUAAUGAGUUAUGACCCUAUGAAUCCUUAUGGUAACGUUGGGAUGCCUGUUCAACCGUCGCAACAGCAAACGUACGGCGGGUAUGACCCAAUGCAAGCUGCUGGUGCAUAUGGAAUGCCAGGAAUGGUUCAGCAACAGCCGAUGCAGCCCGAUACGUCUUCGUACAUGCAAACCCAACAGACGGGCUUCCAACAAAUUCAACCACAACAAACACAAAAUGCCGUUGCCAAUCCUUUCAUGUCUUAUCAACAAACAGGCAUGCAACAAAACAUUCUACCUCAACGUACUGGGACACAGUACAGUCAAAUGACUGGCGGAGCAGGUGUGUUGGGAGGAUAUAAUCCGUUUCAGUCGGCAACUGGAGGUAUCGUUUCACAACCAACGGGUAUGGCUCCGCUAAAGGCGCAGAAAACCGGUCAAAUUCAUAGUAGCCAUGCCAUGGAUACUCGUUUAUCGUUUGUCUCAGCUGCUGAUCAAAUGAAGUUUGAGCAGCUGUUCAAGUCGGCUGUGAAUACGGAAGAAUCUAUGUCUGGAGAAACUGCCCGGGCUAUUCUUUCGCGCUCUCGCUUACCUAAUGAUGUACUUGCCAAUAUUUGGCGACUUUCUGACACAACACGUUCUGGUCGUCUCUUAUUCCCACAGUUUGUUCUCGCGAUGUACUUGUGUAAUUUGGCUCUGACUCGUAAACCUUUGCCUGACCCUGUACCAGAACCGAUUCUCAAUGAAGUUAACUCCAUGGUGGACGCCAUUUCUUUCUCGCUUGGUGAUGGCUCAAACCAAUACUCUCUUCCUUUCACGGGUUCGGCUUCUAUGCCAAAUAAUGGAGCACAACCCAUGCUACCUCAGCGCACAGGAAUGCAGCCUCAACCUGCGGGUAUGCCACCAAUGCUGCCCCAGCGUACAGGUAUGCAGCCCAUGAUGCCUCAGCAAACGGGUAUGCAGCCCAUGAUCGCUCAGCGUACAGGUAUGCAACCUGUGAUGCCCCAGCAGACGGGUGUUCAACCUAUGGUGGCUCAACGUACAGGUAUGCAACCCAUGAUGCCUCAACAAACGGGUGUUCAGCCUAUGAUGCCUCAACGUACAGGUAUGCAACCUAUGAUGCCUCAACGCACGGGAAUGCAGCCUAUGAUGCCCCAACAAACGGGUGUACAACCUAUGGUGGCUCAACGUACGGGAAUGCAGCCCAUGAUGCCCCAGCGCACGGGUAUGCAACCUCAACCCGUAGGUAUGCCACCAAUGCUGCCCCAGCGUACGGGCAUGCAGCCCAUGAUGCCCCAACAAACGGGCGUUCAACCUAUGGUGGCUCAACGUACGGGAAUGCAGCCCAUGAUGCCUCAACGCACGGGAAUGCAACCCAUGAUGCCUCAGCGCACAGGAAUGCAACCUCAACCUGCAGGCAUGCCGCCAAUGCUGCCCCAGCGUACGGGCAUGCAGCCCAUGAUGCCUCAACAAACGGGUGUCCAACCUAUGGUGGCUCAACGUACGGGAAUGCAACCCAUGAUGCCUCAGCGCACAGGAAUGCAACCUCAACCUGCAGGCAUGCCGCCAAUGCUGCCCCAGCGUACGGGCAUGCAGCCCAUGAUGCCCCAACAAACGGGCGUUCAACCUAUGGUGGCUCAACGUACGGGAAUGCAGCCCAUGAUGCCUCAACGCACGGGAAUGCAACCCAUGAUGCCUCAACGUACAGGUAUGCAACCCAUGAUGCCUCAACAAACGGGAAUGGCUCCACUCGUGGCCAUGCCUACGGGUAAGCCUGGAGAAUGGGGUUUCGUAAAUGCACCAUCUGCUGAUCUUCCUGCUAUCAAUGCCCUUGGACAACAGUUGAUGCCUAAUGCACCUAUGAAUCAGCAUCUUCAAAACUUUCAAACGAACUCAGACAUUCCUUGGGCUAUUUCGAAGCAUGAGAAAAAGGUUUACGAUCAAAUUUUUGAUGCUUGGGAUAAGGAUCACAAAGGAAGAGUCAGCGGCAAUGCAGCAUUGGAGAUCUUUGGACAAAGUCGUUUGCAACGUGAAGAGCUUGAACGGAUUUGGGCACUCGCCGACAAUGGAGAUAAAGGACAUUUGGAUCGUGAUGAGUUCGCUGUUGCUCUUCAUCUCAUUUAUCGUAAGCUCAAUGGUUAUGAUAUUCCUGCAACGCUCCCCCCUGAACUCAUUCCGCCUUCCACGAGAAACUUCUCCGAUUCACUUAAUCGUGUUAAGCAAUUUAUUAAGGAAGACACUAGUCGAAAAGGUGCUUUUGACAUUUCAAAUCAGAGUCGUCUACGCCAGAAUUCGUUUUACCAAAGCAAUGAUGAAGCACCCGCAAAAGAUCCGACACUUUAUCGAUUCAAUGAAGAUGAGACUGUCGGUUAUGUGUCAAGCGCUAGAAGAAAGUCUGGAGCGGAGGCUUCAAAUAAGCCGGAUACUGUUGACGCUGAAAUUGAAGCUAUGAAAGAAGCAGUUCGUCAAAAGAAGAUUCUUUUGGAGGCUUUGGAAGUUAAGAAACUUGAGCAAGGUGCAGACGAAAAAUCCGUCACACUUUUGCGUAGUUCCAUUGCAGAUCUCAAGAGCAAGUUGGAUAAACUUGAUAAAUCCGGUGAUCGUCAUACGGCAGCGUCUUUACAGCAGAAGUAUGAGGAUCUUGUUAAGCGUAUUGACGAGUUGCGUAAAAGUGUCCGCAACGCCAAUGAUAACUUGGUGGACGCCGCAGUUAAUGUCGUUAAAGAUGCAUUCACUCGGGAAGCCUCUGAAAAAAUUAGUGAUGUUGACCCAAGAAUUCUCGAUGCUUCGAAGGCCUUGAAGAGACGCAUUUUGGAACUUACCGGAGUUCCUAUUCCCUCUUCCUUGGGUGAAGUGACAUCGGCAAGUACUGUUAAGCGUUGUAUGGAUAGUCUUGACGAUGCCGUAACUAAACAAGAGAGAAACCGUGAGGCAGUGUCUGGCCUGGAGUCAAACAUUUCUUCCUUGCAAAAUGAAAUUCGUGAACUGCUCAACAAGCCAGUCAUGAGUACUGCCCCUGUUACUCAUGUUAAGGAAGAGGCACCCGUUUUCUCUGCCAGGAAUACUCAAAGCGCUCAAGUUAACAGCACUACUCCUACUCCUACUCCUGCUCCUGCUCCUGCUCCUGUUAAAGAGGAGAAGCAUGCUGAAACAGUUGAAGAGCGCUCAGCACGAAUUAAAGCUGAGGCUCAGCGACGCAUGAAUGAACGUUUGGCCGCGCUCGGUAUCAAGCCCAGACGCGGCUCUGCUGCUUCACAAACCUUGUCUCCUGCCAAUAGCAGCACUAGUCUUUCGAGUUCUUUUUCUAGAAUGUCAGUGAAUGAUAAAACGGAAGAACGUACGCAGUCGCUGCAAAAAGAGUCCUUCGCCUCCAAGCAACCAACUGCUAAUCAGCCAGUAAUGGCUAAACAGGCAGCACCUGCAGAACAGCCCGUACCACAGAUGCAAGCAGUUGCUCCUAGAGCAGCUGAACCUAUGCAACCUGCCAAGCUCACCGUUCCUUUAAGCUCGAUUCAAAGAGAAAAUAAACUGGAACAGAAUGAGACGGCCCGUGCACCUGUGUACUCUCCUGCGAUGAAUGCACCCUCUAUCGGUGGAAUCGUUGGUAACGCCUCAUCUGACGCUCAUUUGUCUCGUUCGUUGCAGCCGUCUUUAGGUACUUCUGCUGCACCUAGGGAUAAUGUUAGCAAUGUGCCAACAGCAUCAACUCCUAGUUCGUCUGCUCCUUCGGGUUCUUUUUCAGCAAAUGCUUCCAAUUUUAGAAGGGAGGAGGCUCCCAAUGGAGUCUCAAUGACUCCUGUUCCGUCUCAAUUCAGUCACCAAGUUACACCAGUGGUGCAAUCCCAAAAAGCCUCUCCUCAGCAGCAGUCCGUUUCCCAACCGGUUGUAUCACAUCCUCCCCCAUCUGCACCUCCUGCAGCACCGGUGCCUUUAAAUUCGGUUCCUCGCAGUGUAAUGCCACCUGCAAGCGGAUCGAGUCAAAGCACAAUUCCCCCCUCUUCGCAUUCAACUCCCUCUUCAGAAGGCGCCCCUGCUGCCCCUCCUCCCCCUCCAGUACCUUCAAUGGCACCGCCCUCAUUGCCUAAGGUUGCUGCAUCUAACGUUUCGCAGUCGAAUUCUCAAACAAUGUCCCAACCUGCGUCGGUCCCUUUGAGUGUGAAUGGUCCACUGAAAUCGAAUCCAUUCUCAAAGAACACUGGCCCAGGUGCUCCACUGGCUCCUCGUGCAAUGCACACUUACCAGUACACUGAUAAUGAUAACUGGAGUCAAAAAUCCGAUGAGGAAGAGGAGAGUGAUGAUGAGGUUACGAGCAGGAAAGAUGCCGCUGCUCUGGCCUCAAGAUUAUUUGGAGGAAUGGCGCCCAUCAGACCCAUGUCCGCAUCUGUUACUGGCGGUACAAUGAGUAAACCGCCUACACCUCAAUCGCAUCCUCCCCCUCCUCCUUCUAUGGCUGCACCGCCAGUGCCUCCCGCUGCUCCUCCUGCUGCUCCUGUACCUCCUCCUGCACCUUCUGCUUCUGCCCGUAAUGUGUCCCCCGCUGUGGACCCGAAUACUCGCAGUGCUCUUCUGCAGCAAAUUCAUACUGGUGCCAGACUUCGGAAGACUGUCACUAACGAUAAAAGCAAGCCGAUCGGUGGUCGUGUAGUUGGAGACACAGCUGACAGUAAUGCUUGGUAUGGAAAUUUAUCAUAAGCAAUAAAGCAUAACCGUACUUUAGGCACGCAACUCAAGAAUAA